AUGAGCGACCCCCGUUUUGCUCGACUACAGACAGACCCGCGCUUCAGGCGCCCCAAACAGAAGCAGCUCAAAACCGAAAUCGACGACCGUUUCAAGGAUGUGCUGUCCGAAGACUUCGGCAAGAUCAAGGGCAAAGGUGAGCAGGGCAAAAUUUCGACAGGAAUACAGAAGCUGAUGUCAGCUCGCGUUGACAAACGUGGACGCGCCCUUGCCUCGACCAGCGGUGCGGACGAGAUGAAGCGAUUCUACCGUCUCAAGUCCCCGGAGGGAGAUGAGGAGGAGAAGAAGCCAAUCGACUACGCCCGUGGAGAAGGUUACCUUUCUUCUUCCGGAUCUGAAGAUGAGGACAGCGAGGACGAGGAGUCCGAGAUUGAGGAGGACGUCAUCGAGAUUGGUGGCAAGCAGCGGUUACGGCCACAUCAGCUUCAGGCCGACAGUGAAUCUGACUCGGACGACGACCAGCUGAAGGUCGACCUAUCCGAGGACGAGGGAGGCAUCAACCUUGACGAGGACGAAGAGGAGGAUGAGGAGGAGGAGGACGAAGGGCCCGGCGUUGACCCCACGACGCGUCUCGCUGCCGUCAACCUCGACUGGGACAACAUGCGCGCCGACGACCUGUUCAUUCUGUUCAACUCGUUCCUGACGCCCGUCGUUCGCAAGGGCGAGGCCGCUCCUCCGCCGCCCGGCAAGCUUCUCAGCGUGAAAAUUUACCCUUCGGAGUUCGGCAAGCAGCGCAUGGCCAAGGAGGAUGCGGCCGGACCGGGCGGAGGUAUCUUCAAGGUCGCCGAGAAGAAGAAGAGCAAGACGCCUCAGCGUAAGCAUAAGCCCGAGAGCUCGGAUGAGGAAGACAGUGACGACGAGGAGGACGAGGAGAUGAGCGAGGACGAAGAGGGCUCCGACGACGAGGAACUGGAGGACGACGGGUUGGACGCCGAAAUCGACAAUCUCGAGAUCGUGUCCGACGUGGAGUCCGUCAACGGGGAGGAGGACAUUGACAUGGACAAGCUCCGCCAGUACCAGCUCGAGCGACUCCGUUACUACUACGCCAUCGCGACGUUCUCGACUGUUGAGGCUGCCCAAGCCGUCCACGAUGAGCUGAAUGGUUCCGAGUUCGAGCGCACCGCCAACAUCCUCGAUCUCAGCUACGUGCCCGAGGACAUGACCUUCGCCGAGGACGAGGUCCACGAUGAGGCCACGAAGGAGUCCAAGUCCUACAAGGGCAACGACUUCGUGACCGACGCUCUGCGCCACUCCAAGGUGAAGCUCACCUGGGACCAGGACGACCCGAACCGUGCCAAGAUGACGCGCCGUGCUCUCACGCGUGAGGAGAUCGAGGACGCGGACUUUGGCAAUCUCGUCGCCGCCUCAAGUGACGAGGAAGUCGAGGAGGAGGAGCCCGAGGACGAGAUGCCCGCCGAGAAGAAGUCGAAGAAGGCCAAGGCCAAGGAGCGCAAGGAGAAGCUGCGCUCGCUACUGCUGCAGGCCGAUGACGAAAACGGCGACAUCUGGGGUAAGCAGGGCACUGCCUGGCAGGAGGAGCUUGCGGACAUCAAGGGCGACAAGGCGGCGAAGGAGGAGGCUGUCGAGAUUACUUUCAAGCCCGGACUCAGCAAGGAUGCCGAGGACGAGAACCUGACGAGUCUCGAGCGGUAUAAGCUCCGCAUGAAGGAGAAGAAGCGGGAGAAGAAGGAGAAGAUGGAGCUGAAGCGUGCCGAGAAGGACGACGGCAAGAAGUCCAAGCCCAAGGACGACUUCUUCGGCGACAGUGACUCGGAGAGCGAGGUCGAGGUCGAGACCAAGCCCAAGAAGGGCAAGGAGGCCAAGGGCAAGUCCAAGGCCAAGGCUGAGAAACCCGUCGAGGACGACGACAACGGCAUGGACGGUAUCGUUGAGGACGACGUCCACCACCACUUCAGCAUGAAGGACGUUCUCGCCGCUGAGAAGGAGAAGAAGGCCGGCAAGAAGCGCAGCAGAAAACGCAAGGGCAAGGCUGGACCUGACCACGUCCCCGAGCUUGGUCCCGAUGGCUUCAAGGUCGACGUUUCCGAUCCCCGUUUCUCUGCCAUGUACUCUGAGCCCGCGUUCGCCCUCGACCCGACACACUCCAAGUUCACGGAUAUCCCGGCGAACCGUGAGAUCCUCAAGAAGACCCGUGAGGCCCACUCUGCUGCUCGAGGAGGAGCGGCCAACGGCACCGACGGAGGGGAGAGCAAGGGUCUCGGCGACCUCGUUCAGAGCGUCAAGCGCAAGGCCGAGGGAAGCGGAAGGCAUCGUAAGCGCUCAAGAAAGUAG
Trichosporon asahii var. asahii CBS 2479 is the source of this 2292-nucleotide messenger RNA. RefSeq lists its product as uncharacterized. Gene Ontology annotation, biological process: rRNA processing. Gene Ontology annotation, cellular component: nucleus. The transcript has a single exon. Bases 1 to 2292 code for a protein of 763 amino acids. The record is from RefSeq and is a predicted model, not a curated record. NCBI's taxonomy places the organism in Eukaryota, Fungi, Basidiomycota, Tremellomycetes, Trichosporonales, Trichosporonaceae. Gene Ontology annotation, molecular function: RNA binding.